AUGAUGUUUCUCGAAAUCGUCUACAUCGUGUUCACCUUCUUCCUGGCCUCAUUAUCAGCCCUCUUCCUGUCAUUCUCCAACCAUGCUUACACACUCGCCACCUCUUCUGUCUUGACUCUCUAUUACUUCUUGGUGCUCAUGGUGGGAGCAAAAGAUAACAGUCGCCGUGUUCAAAUCAUACAUUUUCUGUUCUGCAUGUUGUCACUCUACAUCCUCUUCGAUAUGCUUAUCUACAACAAAACUCUGUAUCAGGUCGAUGAGGUCGUCUUCUACAUGUCCCUUGCAGGAUUCUUCUUUCAUACCAUCCUCUCUUACAUUCUGGAAGUCACGAAGAAGAGAUAUCCGGAAGUGUUGGCUGAAAGUGAGAAUGGUGUGAUUGUUGUGAGCAAAGUGGAGUAUUUCGAGAAUGGAGAUGUUCAUGUUGAAUUUAUUUAA
This is a messenger RNA of Caenorhabditis remanei, 435 nucleotides long. RefSeq lists its product as uncharacterized. The record is from RefSeq and is a predicted model, not a curated record. Lineage: Eukaryota; Metazoa; Nematoda; Chromadorea; Rhabditida; Rhabditidae. The transcript is spliced from 3 exons. The coding region runs from base 1 to 435 and encodes 144 amino acids.